AAGACAUUAACGGACCGGAAGGAAAAUUAAUGUAUCAUUUGAGAAAAAUAAAUGGUUGGAUAAAUUUCUAUGAAUGCGGAAAAAAAAACAUCUAGAGAUACGGGUGAUUAUAGUAAAAAUGAAACAAAAAUCGUAACUAUUAAAAAAGUGAGGGUGUAAAGUGGAAUAGAGUAUGUGUAUGCUAUUGUAGCAACAGCCAACUUUGAAUAUAGCAUUUAUGAAAUAAAAAGUAAAGAUAAACAGCUACCUGUAAAAUAGCAAUGACUUUGUUCGAAGCUCGUGCAGUUUCGGCUCAUUCUGGGUUUCCGAAAAGAGAAAUAGAAAUUCAGCAACUGUUUCGUGAACGCUCAGAUUCGCUACCGGAAGCACGUAACUUCCGGCGUAUUCGCCGUGCACUUGACCUAGAUUCAGACCUUGAUGUCCAAUCCCGAGACGAAAAUGCAUUUUUCAGGUCCGUUGAGGCCAGACAGUGGAAAUCAAAGCGUGUUACGCAUAAACAAUUAGAGAGAGCAAAGCAAGGACCCGACGGAGAGGUGUUGCUUAUAUCCACAGAGCCAAUUGGCUCCCCCUCGGCUGAACGGGAUAUAGCAAGCUCCCCAACAGCUUUAACCAAUGUCCCGUGGACAAAUUGGACGCGGUGGAAUUAUAAACGCACUCUAGAGAUCACUGGUGAGAAUUUAGAAGAUUUGUUGGCAUAUGAUGACCUCUUCCUCGACUAUUUUAAUGCAUUUCUUGCACUGCCAGUAUUUCCACAAGUGUUACGUUACAACCGGCUAACAGGUGCCUUUGAAGAAGUUAUAUUAGACGACAGUAGUCGACCUACGUCAAAAUAUGACGGUAAUUCAAGUCUACCAUACGGUGUCACAGAUGAGGAGAGGGAUGCUAUGUUACAAUGGGCAAGAAAAGAAAGAUUACCACUUUUCCUUAGCACACAAUUGUUUAGAGAAUUCAAGUUAUGUAAAUUAUUGCUACGACCAUUAGAUGAUAGAUAUUGCUCAAGGUCGUGGUUCAACACAAAAACGUCGGAUUAUACCGUCAAAUCAAGAGAGUUAAUGUAUAGUCUAAGUAACAGUGCGGACAAUAGUGCUAAUGAUGUAGAUGAUGAAGAUUUUAAUUUUGAAGGACAUUUUAAUGCCUCACAGUUGUUUAAAUACCAGAGACCUGGUAGUCGUGCGUUAAGUGUUCCAGCACCUAUAUGCUAUGGAUAUGAUCCAUAUUAUGAUGAGGAACAAAGAGGAAGUACAACAACACAUACACACGACACCUCUAAAACAGCUUCCAUUAAAUAUAAAUCUAAGAGGGAUCGUGAUGAAAAUAUGCCCGACCCUAAUGAUUUACAGUAUAACACUACAGAAGAUGAUAAUGCACCAUUUCCAAGGGAGAGCACUGUUACAUUUGAUCCAGAAACUGCUGAUCCAGAGAGUAAGUCAUUACAUAGUCACAGCAGACGGUCAUCUAGAAUGAGCCGGCGGUCAAAACGUGCGCCACAAUCUGAUGCUGAAGCUGCCUUCCUUAGACAUGCAAGGGCAUUAUCUGCACCUAUAAAUUAUGAUGAUUACAUGCGUCACCCAUAUCGUGACUUUGACAUGAUGUUUGGUGAAGAUGAGCCGGAACCCGAUGGCAAUGUUUAUGUUACAUUUGAGGAUGAGGGAACCAGCGAGGCUCAGACUGAGACAGAUGUUAAAAAUCUUGAAGGUCGACUUAAAAUGACCUUUCAACAACUCAAGGAACAUAUACUAGGAUCAUAUUUCGGCAUGGAAAAUUUCAAGGAGUUUUUAUCUGGUACUGCCGGGAAAGAGCUGGUCAACUUCUGGCUUGACUGUGAGUUCUUUAAGGAUGUAAUGGAGAAAUAUGAUGAAGUAGCAAUCAUGGACACCAGAAAUAGACUUUUUAGAGAUAUUCAGGAUAAAUUUAAGAUACAUUUAACAAAAGAUGCUAUAGAACAGAUCUCAAAAGCUGCCAGCAAUUCGAAUCUCAGUCAUUCUAUUUUUAUACGUACCCAGUACGAUGUUCUACGUAGACUACGAGCUUACUGGGUCAUUAGGUACAUGCUUCAUAUGGAGAGAGAACAAAAAAUUAGCCAAUCUCUAAGUCUCACAGAUUCAAAUAGGUGGAUAACUGGAGACUCGUCACUUAAGGAUACAUACUCAUUCUUCCCCUCAAUCAACCUGGUCAGCUUCCAUGCCCAGUCCCGACUGAAGAUUGUAUUAACAUAUACACGCACCAAAAAACUGGAGUCGCAUGUCAGUAAAGGUGGUCGAAUAUUAGACGACAGAGUGACGUCUGCUAAAUUUAGAGCUCAGCCUAUGACGGCAGCUUCUUUAAGAACUACCAAAGAGAGAUUUCUUGUUGCCUUGGCAGCAGACAAGAUGGCUGGUGGACCUUUUGAAAGAUUUCUUGCCUGUCAUCCGGACCAUUCCCUGGUGUCUAACCUGUUAUUCUGGCAGGAUGUGACAGAGUAUGGUGCAGCAGAAGAUAGGGCUGCUGACCGUCUGCUACGAAUGUGCAAUGCUUGGGCAAUAUAUAACAGAUUCAUUUCUGAUGAUAGUCAAUUCAAUAUAGAAAUAUCAGCGAAUGAGAGAAAUGCUAUACAUAAUGCAUUAAUGUCAGCGAAAGAUUUUGUAGACUCUAGAGUAUUCAACUGUGCCAAACAACAUAGCUGUGAGAGACUGGAGGAGGCAUGGAUACGAUACCUGAAAGAAGACCUCAAAAUAUUCCUAGAUUGUCAUGUAAGACUUGGAGGACCUAGCCCACCUGGUACAGCCGCCAUAGAGAUUAUAUUAACAAAUGAUGAAGUUCUCAUCCGUAGACCGAGACCAUGGCAGAAAAAGAUAGGUACAACAGAAUCUGAGAGAGCCAGACGUGCGAAGCCUGGAAUCUCUUUGGAAGAUAUGGAUGAAGAAGAAUUGGCCGCCCUGCGUGCCAAACGUCGGGAAGCUCGGAAAGAGAUGGAACGUGAGAGAAGGAAGGCAGUGAAGGCGGCGUAUAAACGUCUUCGUGAUGCCAAGAAGAAACCUGAAGAUUCAGGCACUCCUUCCAGUUUAACAAAAAAGGAAGGUUCACCUACAGACGAAUCACCAGUACAAACUGAGGAAAAAAAAGAUGAUGACAUGGAUUUUGAUGAAAGUGAGAAAAAGUCUGCCCGUCCCCCACCACCCUUCCAUGAGAUGAUUAGCAAUAAGGCAAUCAUGUCAAACUUCAAGAAGCACCUUGUAGAGCAGGAAGAGAAAGAAUGUUUAAACAUGGUUGGAUUGUUUACAGAUAUAGAAACCUUUCUCUCAUAUGGUACAAAUAAAAAGGAAAUGCAGCGAAGAGAACAACAUGCAAACUUUAUUCAAAAAACUUAUUUGGACUCUCAUGGUAAGAAGAGGGUUGAGUUGUCAGACAAGUUAAAGAGUAAGGUACAUGACAAAGAGAGACCAAAGACACCUGUGAUCAAAGAAAUACAACAUAGUCUACAUUCUAAGAUAGAUGAACAUUUUAAAUCAUAUCUAGUGAAUAAAGCCGAGGAACAGGGUAUUGAACCUGGUGAUCUUGUAAAACUGUCUCAAGCCGAGCUUUCUAUGCGACUAGGAACUGAUGCCUCCAUGGGAACCUGGCGAAAAACCCGCGGGAAAGGAAAGGACGGAGAUAUGGAGAGGGAAUAUUCACACCCCUCUGUCAGAAUAACUAUAAGUAAAUUAGAUAAAAAGUCUCGUAGAGUACAUUUUGAAAAGGAAGGUACUGACGUGUCCAUGUAUUCGGAGGCGACAAAUUACACGUACCUGUCAACAUCGCAGGAUGAGUCCAGCUCUUCAACCCCUAGGGGCCCGGGCAGCUCCCAGAUGUAUAGACGCCCUAAACGGGCUCGGUUCCACAAUAAGACUGGACGAGCACAACCCCAUAAAGAUGACCGAGAGGAGUUUUACAAAUCGCUCAAAACAUGUGCCGCUGGAAAAAUGUCAUUACAGAUGCUCUAUUUCUAUAAAUAUCUGCUCAAACACGCGGAGGAGGACAAUAUGCCUCUCAUUGACAAAGAUCUGUUCUUCUAUAUUGAAGUCCAAAAAUUCAAG
Messenger RNA from Ruditapes philippinarum (Manila clam), 4052 nucleotides. RefSeq lists its product as uncharacterized. Lineage: Eukaryota; Metazoa; Mollusca; Bivalvia; Venerida; Veneridae. The record is from RefSeq and is a predicted model, not a curated record. Gene Ontology annotation, biological process: regulation of signal transduction. Gene Ontology annotation, molecular function: G-protein alpha-subunit binding.